Octopus bimaculoides (California two-spot octopus) is the source of this 2863-nucleotide messenger RNA. RefSeq names its product periostin. The record is from RefSeq and is a predicted model, not a curated record. Gene Ontology annotation, molecular function: cell adhesion molecule binding. NCBI's taxonomy places the organism in Eukaryota, Metazoa, Mollusca, Cephalopoda, Octopoda, Octopodidae. Gene Ontology annotation, biological process: cell adhesion; extracellular matrix organization. Gene Ontology annotation, cellular component: extracellular matrix.
AUUUCAGGUUAUGGGAGCCCAUAUAGCUAACGGUACAAUGCGAUACAAAGAUACGUUUCGCUAUGGUGAAGUGCUCCGGGCUUCCGUAGAUCAAAUCUACAUCAUCAAACAAGACGGCAAUUUGUACGUAAUCAGCAAUAAUGUGAAAGCAAGGGUAACCACUGCAGAUAUCCCAGCAACCAACGGUGUUCUACAUAUCAUUGACCAAGUGCUGGCUUUUCCCUAUAAAUCGGUGGCAGAAACAAUGGCUGACACGGCAUACCUCAGAGAAUUCUACGAGAUCCUUUCCCUAGAUCCAGAAUUCUUGUCGCAGGCCAAAGAUGAGACCACCAAUAUCAGUGUCUUUGCUCCGUCAGAGGGAUUUUUGAUGACAAUCGGCAGAGAAAAGAUGAAAGACAUUAAGAAUGACUUCCAAGUAAUAAGAAAGAUAUUUGCAGGUCACGUGGUGCAGAAUUCACGCCUGGACUGGAAGUACCUGCGUUCAAGAUUAAGGAAAAAAUGUGUCAUCAAAAACCAAUUUAAUAUCUCCUUCAAAAUCUUCCGGAAUAACAUCGGUGGUAUCUAUGUCGAUGCCGGAUUUGGAAUGCAGAGACUCUACCUGAUCAACCCCGCCAUCGGUUGCAGUAAUGGUAUUAUAUACGUCAUCGAUGGCUUCCUAAACUACUCACCAUUUAAUUUGAUUGAAAUGAUUGACAAAGAGACUUCAGUCAGUCAAAUUUCAACUCUGGUUACAGAUGCUCUCACAGACAUUUCCGACCAAUUCCUCAACGAUGAGGGAAAGUUCACGUUCUUCGUUCCUGGCAAUAUGGCUCUGAAGUACCAUUCAUUGGAGAAAAUUACGUCGAUUCUCCAAGAACCAGUUUACGAAAGAUCAAAGUUAAUAUUGCGACAUCUAAUUACGGACCACAUAUUGCCGCUGUCUGAGCUCAGCACUCACAGAUUGAGUAACUUAAUGAGAAAAGAAGGAAUGGAAGUAACCAAAGACAAAAAAGGCACCUACCUAGUUUGGAAAGGAAUCCAAGCCCGAAUUAUCAAAGCGAAUAUCCUGGCCUCGAACGGCAUCAUUCACGUUGUGGAGCGCUUUUUGCUAAUGAAUGACAAAGAGCGAUCCGCAUCGCAUUCCUCGACGAAUGCUGCCCGAGCACGGACUCUACACACGAUCCCACCCCGCCUGCACACGACUCCGGUGGAGUUCGUCAUACCACGGCAUCACAAGGGACUCCCAGAGUCGCACUCCAGGCCGGUAUUCGCCACGCCCCGGAUCACCACGCCCAGACUGGCCGGUGGACAUUCAGAAUACGCAAUCACAUCAUCGGCGCACAGACCUCACGCCGCCAGAUCGAUGAACGGACAUUUAGUAUUAACUGUAAUGUUGUUGUUGUUGUUGCUAGUAUUCACCAAUAGAUGGCAGCAAACGUAGCCAUACUAUUACAUCCUCGCUCCCCCUACCAUACCCACCACCACUACCCAGUAAUAUCCCCCCUCCCCCCGUAAUAAUAAAGAACAGAAAAACUAAAAGAAAGCAACAACAACAAAUAUAACAAAAACAGUGUUAUCUUCAAAUUUUGUAAAUGGUUUUACUACUACUAUUACUUAUUAUUAUUAUUAUCAUUAUUAUUAUUGUGAUGGAUUGACAGAAUAAUUUAAAGCGUCGGAAAAAAAUACCUCACGGUUAUUAUUAUUAUUAUUAUUAUUUUCGGCUAGCUUCGUUCUGUGUUUAAAUCCCGCCGAGGUCUACUUUGCCUUUCAUUCCUCCGUGGUAGAGAAAAUAAAGUACCAGUCAUGUACUGGGGGGUGGAUGGUAUGGACUUACCCACCCGUUCCCUCAAAAUCCUGGCCUUGUGCCUAAACCAGAAACCAUGAUUAUUAAUUAUUAUUAUCAUUAUUAUUAUUAUUAUUAUUACAACUGUUACUACGUUAAUUACUACUGAAAAAUACUAUUACUAAUAUUACUACUGUUUCUACUACUACAACUACUACUAUAGUAUAACUAUUACUAAUGUUUUUAAUACAAUUUAUAAAGUACUGGCAGAAUCGGUAGAGCAUCGGACAAAAAAGAAAAUCCUGCGGCAUUAAUCUAUCUUUUUCGUUUGUUUUUUUUUUUUAAUCUGACUUAUAAGUUCGAACCCUGCCGUGGUCAACUUUGCCUUUCGCCCUCCUGGGGAUCGAUCAAAUAAAGUACCAGCAAAGUACGUUAGUGACGACUUUAUAUCCAACACCGUCGCCCAUUGUAUCCCUGUAUCCCUUUACGUGUGUUGUUGUUGUUGUUGUGUCCACGGUAGUAACGGCGGUGGAUGAGCAGAACUGAUAGAGCGCCGGACAAAAUGCCUUGCGUGUAUUUAGUUGUGUUCGUUAACGUUCUGAGAUCAAAUCCUAACGAGGUCUACCUUUUUGCCUUUCAAGCCUCCGGCCGGGGGUCUGUAGAACAUUGAAAAAGUUAUAAAAGCAAGUACCUAUAGUCUACUCGGCGAUUUAACCAACAACACCCCCACAAACACACACACACACAUCUACAUCUACACGUUGAAAUUCAUGGCCUUGGGGCCACUAAAUUUAUAUAAAUCUAUAUUAUCCUAAUUAUUAGGGGAUGCUGAAGUGGCAGAUGCGAUACAGCAAGCUGACUGAGUGUUUUUCCUGAGUAAUUUUAGGUUCCUUAAAGUUUUAUUCAGUGUUUAAAGUUUCCGAGUUCUGAUAGUACGGAAACCAUAGCAGUUGCCUCCCAUCCUCCAAGGCUCGAUAUUAAUGAGUACCAGUUAUAUACUGAGAGACGAAAACAGAGGGGAAGAACGACAAUGGGGCGAGGCAAUAUCAUUCAAAAUAGAAUUAUAAACUCUAUCUUCAAAUAUUUAUGAACGUUUUGUGC